Molecule: messenger RNA, 2247 nt
Organism: Folsomia candida
Lineage: Eukaryota; Metazoa; Arthropoda; Collembola; Entomobryomorpha; Isotomidae
Product: beta-xylosidase/alpha-L-arabinofuranosidase 1-like
Exons: 4
Coding region: 43-2247 (734 amino acids)
Biological process (GO): arabinan catabolic process; xylan catabolic process
Cellular component (GO): plant-type cell wall
Molecular function (GO): xylan 1,4-beta-xylosidase activity; alpha-L-arabinofuranosidase activity
Source: RefSeq, a predicted model, not a curated record
AACCAGCACGACCUACCCCUAACCUAACCAAAAACUCCCAAAAUGACUAUUUCAUCUCUAACUUGCAUUAUCCUCCUGCUAGGAUCAUGCUGUUUUCUCAGCCAUGCCCAACAGUUUACCAGCCAAUGUGACAAGCCAAGGAAUGCAAAUCUACCAUUUUGCGACUCCAGCUUGCCCACAGAAGCUCGCGUGUCGGAUUUGAUCUUUCGCCUCACCUUGGCCGAGAAGAUUGGUCUGCUCGUUCACGAGACGGAGGGUGCCACUCAAAACGUGGAUCUGGACUCGUACAACUGGUGGAACGAGGGUCUCAAAGGAGUCGCCGAUGCGCCAGGGGCUCAUUUCCGACCCCCCACGGAAUACUCGACCGUGUUCCCACAACCCAUCAACCUUGCCUCCUCCUUCAGUAAAGAACUCUUCUUCCAAGUCGGCAACAUAACGGGGAACGAAGCAAGAUGGGGGAGAGGUCACGAAACCCCGGGAGAAGAUCCACGCCUCAGUACGGAAUUCGCACGUUACUUCAUUCGCGGAUUGCAGGGUGACGAAUCUGCAAAUGGAUUCCUCAAGACUUCCGCGUGCUGCAAACAUUUCGCCGCACACUCGCUGGAGAACGAUAGAUUCACCUUUGACGCUGUUGUCAACGAGCAGGACAUGGCGGACACGUACCUCCCCGUGUUCAAGAGUUGUGUACAAGAGUCGGACGUGAGCUGUAUCAUGUGUGCUUACUCGGCCAUUAACGGAAUCCCCGCCUGCGCAGAUAAAGGCCUACUGACCGACAAGAUCCGAGGGGAGUGGGGUUACGAGGGCUAUAUCGUGUCCGACUGCGGGGCGGUCGACUUUGUCCAAAGGACCCACAACUACACCCAGUUCCCCAACGAGACCUGCCACGCCGUUCUAGACGCCGGGGUCGACAUCGAGUGCUACGCCUACAACGGUCCCUUCUUCACCCGCUACUUGGGAGACGCCGUGGCGGAAGGGGCAGUCACCCCGGCCAUGCUGGAUACCGCGCUCGCCAACGGGUUCAGGGUCCUCAUGCGGCUCGGAUACUUUGAAAAGAAUGCGACCCGUCCCUUCACCGACCUUCUGCCACCCAUCGUGGACAGCCAACCUCAUCGAGACGCCGCCUUGGCCGCGGCCCGACAAAGUAUCGUCCUCCUUAAGAACUCCCCCGUCUUGGGGAAGGCAGGCAAGGCCCCACUACCCGUUACUUUGGGGGCACAAAAACAAGGCACGAUGGCCUUGAUCGGACCACACCUGAACGCCUCGAGAGCCUUCUUGGCCAACUACCAUGGAAUUCCUUCCUCCAUCUCGACCCCAUUGAGUGCCAUCCGAGCCUCCUUUCCCAACGCCCAGUACGAAUUCGGCUGCGACUUGAUAUCCACAACGAACCCGCAUUUGGAUGAGGCCGCCGCCCUGGCCGCGAUCUCCUCCCCCGUCGUUCUCUUUGUGGGGAUCAACGCUGCGCAGUUUGAGGAGGAGGGGGUCGAGUAUGAAGAGCAUGACAGGUUAAACUUGUCCCUGACAGGGUUGCAGCCUGAACUCAUCCGAACUGUCCUAGCCGCCGCGAGGGAGCCCGUGAUCCUCUUCGUGGUCUCGGGUGGCGUGGUGGACCUGUCCGAGUGGAAGGAUGAUCCCCGAGUGGGAGCCAUCAUCUGGGCGGGAUAUCUGGGGCAGGCGGGCAGAGAGGCGAUAGCAGACGUCCUUUUCGGCCGGUACAAUCCGUCGGGACGCCUGGCACAAACGUUCUACUCGAACGAAGUGAUCACCCAGUUUGAGAAGUAUGAUAUGAACAUGCGCCCCACGGAGGGAACGUCGACGGGGAGGACGUAUCGUUUUUACGAGGGGACGCCCGUCUAUCCAUUCGGGUUCGGAUUGUCCUACACAACCUUCGAGUAUAGCAUUCUUAACUUGCCCCCUAUCCUUGAAAUACCGACGAUCGGAGGAGUGGAUCAAGACUGCGCAGUGAUGGUCACUCUGGCCGUGAGGAACGUGGGGGUGACUGCGGGGGAUCACUCGGUCCUCUGGUUUCUCGCCCCACCCAACGCAGGACAGGGAGGAAGACCAAUUAGGGAUUUGCUCGAUUUUGAAAAACUGGAGAAUAUUUCAGCGAAUGAGGUGAGGGAGGCAAACCUUUGUCUGAAUCGGGACCACUUCGUCCUGGCGAAUGAGGCAGGGGAGUGGGAAGUUGUUCCAGGGGACUGGACCCUGCAGGUGGGACAAUUGGAGAGAGUUAUUCGUGUUGCCGUUUAA